Messenger RNA from Pomacea canaliculata, 5162 nucleotides. Its product is annotated as calpain-B-like. Gene Ontology annotation, cellular component: cytoplasm. The coding region runs from base 599 to 2845 and encodes 748 amino acids. Gene Ontology annotation, molecular function: calcium ion binding; calcium-dependent cysteine-type endopeptidase activity. Gene Ontology annotation, biological process: proteolysis. The transcript is spliced from 21 exons. Lineage: Eukaryota; Metazoa; Mollusca; Gastropoda; Architaenioglossa; Ampullariidae. The record is from RefSeq and is a predicted model, not a curated record.
GUCUGCACGUUGUGACAUGUCGUCUGCUGGCUGUAUAUCAUCAAGUAUUCAAGAGCUUUUCGCGGCUGACUCGUGAUCAGCGCCUCGCCCUCGUCUGCCGGGCUCCCCCCGUGGGAUGACGGCACGAGCCCGCGACCCCCACGUCAGCGCCAUGUCCUGGAGAGUGUCGGUGGUGGAGACACUGUCACAACAGCCGCUGACACCAAGUUGACACAGCGGCCAGUGGCUGUGUUUGUUCUCGCCCAGUGCCGGCUGUCCCUCUACCUGUCCCUUUGUAGUCGUCUGCCGAAACUGCUGCUCAAACGUUUGUAACCCGCACUGAGGUACCGGCCACGGUUGGAAAGUUGUUUAUGUCGUGGUGCAGUUGAGCAGACGACGCGAGGGCGAGAACGAGGCUGUGGUGUCAGGUACCUGCGCGUGUCACUGACACCAGACACGCCUCGUGCAGGUACCGUCGUCACUUUCCCACCCACCUACCCACGCAUCAGCGAGUUUGUCGGUCGUGAUCACCGACAACUUAUUCCACAACCCAGCGAGACUGCGACAACAGUCGGUGCGACAAGGCUGCAAGGGUCAACUGAGGUCACAGGGGUUGAACAUGAAUUUCCUGCACCGACUGGGCGACAAGUGCGGCGUGGACCUGCGGCCCGUCCUACCUGGCCGCUCAACCAACACCCGGAGGAGAGCCAAGAGAAAUCCCUUCGAGGGCCUAGGGUACCAGCGCUACGACCAGCUCCAAGCCAAGUGUCUGCAGGAGGGUCUGCUCUUUGAAGACCCGGAGUUCGAAGCUGUGCCGGAGUCCAUCUACUUCAGCAACCGGAGCUCGCGCCCCAUGGUGUGGCUGCGACCUGGAGAGAUAUGCAACAAUCCUGAAUUCAUUGCAGAAGGAGCCAGUCGCUUUGAUGUCCGUCAGGGUGAACUGGGAGACUGCUGGCUUCUGGCUGCAGUGGCAUCCCUUACAUGCAGCAAGGAGCUGCUUAGUAAGGUGGUGCCCCCUGAUCAAAACUUCACCAAUGACUACUGUGGCCUGUUCCGCUUCAACUUCUGGCACCAGGGAGAGUGGCAGGAAGUGGUUGUGGAUGAUCGCCUGCCUACAUACAAUGGACAACUUGUUUUCAUGCAUUCCACACAGAAAAAUGAGUUUUGGAGUGCACUUUUGGAAAAGGCUUAUGCAAAACUGAAUGGGUCAUAUGAAGCGCUGAAGGGAGGUAGCACAUCAGAGGCCAUGGAAGACUUCACAGGUGGUGUGACAGAAAUGUUUGAACUUCGAGCAAAGACACCUCCCAACCUUUUGAAAAUCAUGCUGAAGGCUUUUGAGCGUGGCUCACUCAUGGGGUGUUCUAUUGAUGCUGAUGCUGGUCGAAUUGAGGCGGAGUUACCUAAUGGGCUCAUUAUGGGACAUGCCUAUAGCGUAACCUCUGUAAACAUGAUGGAUAUCAAGACUCCGCGAUUUGAAGGGCAAAUUCCAAUGGUGAGGGUUCGAAACCCUUGGGGCAAUGAGUGCGAGUGGAAAGGUGCCUGGAGUGACAAGUCCAGAGAGUGGAGCUUGAUUACUGAGGAUGAGAAGGCUGAACUCGGCCUCACUUUUAGUGAUGAUGGUGAAUUUUGGAUGUCCUUCAAAGACUUCACAGAAAACUUCCAGAAGCUGGAGAUCUGCAACAUUGGCCCUGAUUCUCUGAAUGAAGAGAUGCUGACAAAUAAGAAGCGCUGGGAGGCACACAAAGAGAAUGGUGCCUGGACACGAAGGGUUAACGCUGGUGGUUGUCGCAACUAUCUGGAUACCUUCUGGACCAACCCUCAGUAUCGCAUAACUCUGACUGACCCUGAUGAUGAUGAUGAUGAUGACCUGUGCACAACAAUUGUGGCCUUGCUGCAGAAAGACCGACGCAAGAAACGAAAGGAGGGUUUGGAUUUGCUGACCAUUGGCUACGUCAUAUACAAGCUGGAUGACCCCAACCGAGGCCCCCUUGACGUUAAGUUCUUCAAAUACAAUGCAUCUGUUGCCAAGUCCCCGACCUUUAUCAACAUGCGAGAGGUAUGUGGCCGCCACCAACUGGCACCAGGUACCUACGCCAUUGUUCCAUCCACCUUUGAGCCCCAGCAGGAAGGUGAAUUCCUGAUCAGAAUGUUCACUGAAAAAGCCAAUCAGUCUGGAGAAAUUGAUGAGCAGACAGCGUAUGUAGAUGAUGGGCGAAGACGCCCUGGUGUACCCAGUCAGCCUGGUCGCCCCUUAGCACCAGCAGGUCCAAGCAAACCACUGCCAGAUACAGAAAAGCCAAAGGUCGAGGAGAGGCCAGCACCAACAGCAGAGGAGAAAUUUCAAGAAAAGGAGCUGAAGGAAAGAUUCAAGCGCAUUGCUGGAGAAGACAUGGAGAUUGAUCCAUAUGAACUGAAGGACAUUCUUAAUGUUGUCUUCACAAAAGAGGACUGUUUCGAGUUCUCCUUCCCAGGAUUCGCCAUAGAUUCUUGUCGCAGUAUGGUGGCCAUGCACGAUGGUGAUCUGUCUGGAAAACUCGGUUAUGAUGAAUUUAAAGAUUUGUGGGCAGACCUGCGACAGUGGAAGGGUGUCUUUAAGGAGUAUGACAGAGACAAGAGCGGAAAUCUCAACUCCCUGGAACUGAGAGGUGCCCUCCACAGUGUUGGCUUCCGUCUGAGCAACAAGACUCUUCAGUCCAUUGUGAUGCGAUACAGCGACAAGAAUGGCAACAUUGACUUUGGUGACUUUGUUCUCUGUGCUGUCCGCCUCAAGACUAUGCUGACUUCUUUCCGUGGCCGCGAUCCGGAGAAUAAAGGCAUAGCUCCAUACGACAUCGAGAGCUUCAUCCAGACAACAAUGUAUUCAUAAAUGGAAACAUGCAAUUGGGACAUCUGAUGGCUGAAGGAUUAAGCAAACACAGAAGUCUUACAAACAACCAUAGCACCCACCACCAUCCAUCUUGAUGGUGAAGUUGAAAUGGAUGUGAUGAAAAGCCAGAGACGCUGUAAUCCACUUUUGACAGUUUCUUAAUUUCUUGUGAUGAUGUUAUUGUGGCAGUGUAAUCAGGCAUCUGUUGCCCAAGUUUGUGAUUGCAAUAUUUUGGUGGAAUUCUUUCAAACUACUUUCUGAUUCUUUUGCAAAGAAGAAUGGGUUGCCACAGGGCAGUAUGACAAAGUUUUGCACAGGCUUAAUUCUUACAUUUCUCAGACAUUUGGUACUACUGCCAUGUAUAGAAAACGUGUAACUGCACAAAGAAAGGAUUAAGCACAUGGACAAACUCAGCACGUGAACAAAGUAAACGCUGUUACAUAUCCAAUUACUCUUACUGCCCUGUUAUAUGCUGAGUGCCUACGACAUCUAGCUCCUCCUGUUCUGUGUUACCCCAUGCCACUGGUACCAUCUUUAUUAUUUGUAUUAAAGUCUUCAAGCCAAUCAUGUAGAGCUGAUUGCUGAACCCAGAAUGUUUGCCAUGUCUUUUGUAGAGAAUCAUUGUUCUUCAGAUUCAAGUUUUUAUUUACAUACAUUAUUUGUGGUGUAGAUAUAGACAUGACUCUUUUUAUUUUUAUUCUUGUUAUAAUUUUUAGAAAAAUGCAUUUUCAAAAUGCACAAUAUUAUUCUGAAGGUGAUAUUGACAGGCAGUUGCGGUUUGUACAGAUGCCUUUUGGUGAUGAUGUUGAAGUGAUACAGGAUGUCUCGAGCCAUAAAGCAGGAUCUUUCACUGAGAACCAUAUAGUUACUCAUGUUUCUCAGAUUUUUAUACUCCCAGUUUGGAAUGAAUUGUGAACUGUUAGAUCAUUAUUUUCCUAUUUUUCAAGUCUCGUAAAUGUGUGUGCAUUUGUUACACACUUGAAGAUGUUCUAGAAUGACAUUUACCUUUGCUGCUGAUCACCUGCAGAGUGUCCAGCUUGGACAUCACAAUUGCCAGAACAGAGAUGCGUCUCUACAGCCAUACAACUGGCUUAGGCUGGGCAUUUUCUUAAAAUCUUCAUGUCAGCAUGUAUCUUUUCCUAUCUUACCUUUCCUUCUUAUUAACUCGUCCUUUUGUCUUGUGUAGUAUUUUAUUGUUAAAAAGUUUUUAUAAAUGUUCUGAUGUGAAAUGCUAAUGUGAUUUCUUAUCAGCUGUGCCUGCAUCAUUUGCAACUGUGAGUGGUUGGUGAUGCCUAAUUUGUUGUCCAGGCUAUCACUGGCUGCCUCAUUAGAUCUUCUGUGAAUCUUUUAAUGAAUACACCCUACAUAUACAUGUGCUUUUAAUGACAUGCCCCACAUAUACACAUGCUUCUAAUGAACACAGCCCACAUAAAACACAUGCUUUGCUAACCGUGCUUCCUUCACAUAUCCAUCUACAUUUACUUCUGCAAUCAGGGCACCUCUUGUUCACAAGGAUUUGGCAACAUCAUCAAUGACAGCAUAUAUAGCUUAGGUUUAUGUUUGACAUGCACUUGAAAAAAAAUGAUCCUGAUCUAUGUGCCAGGCAUGAACAUAAUUGAGAACAUUGGUCUUGCAAUGAAAUAGUCAAGCUGUAUAGUCACCAUCUUGAUCUGAACAUUGUAUGCCACACAGUCAGCGAAAGGUGAUCAAUAUUAUUGAUUUUCAUUUUGUGCAGUGAACUAUUAUAACUAGCAGAUAUAUAUGCUCUUUCUUGGCUCCAUUUUCUUCAGGCAUGUAGCAAGUCAGUAAUUUUCAAUUUUGUUUAUUCCUAUGCUGGAAGCAUAGAUCUUUAUGGUGCCACGGUUGUUUGUUUUUAUUUUUUUAACUUUUUGUAGUUCCAUAUCAUUAAAAGUGGACUCAGAAAAAAGCUUAUAUGAAUUACUUAUAACUGGUUAAUCAGUAGAGGUGUCCGGUGUUUACAGUUUUGACUUUUUGUUAAUGUGCAAUGGCUUAAUGGGACAUCGGCAACAGAACUGCUGUUAGCAUGUCAACCAUUUUGCUUUACUCAGUCAUUAUAUUUGCAGCAAGCUAACCCUUCCCUGUGGGGAACAAUUUUAUUAGUGCAGUUGAUAGUUUUACCAGCAUAUAAGUUUUUUCCCCUUAUUUUUGGAUUUUUUCUUGUUACUAACCUUAUCCCAUAUUCUAAAUAGGCUAGCUGUGUUUUUUUAUGCUUUUGUAAAGAGCUCAAUAGUUCUACUAUACUGUUAUUAAAUUAUCAGAGAAAAUUAAAACUUUUACAUCAUUAAUUAGCAAGAUA